Messenger RNA from Lytechinus variegatus (green sea urchin), 2498 nucleotides. RefSeq names its product cyclin-dependent kinase 8-like. The transcript is spliced from 14 exons. Gene Ontology annotation, cellular component: nucleus; mediator complex. Gene Ontology annotation, molecular function: cyclin-dependent protein serine/threonine kinase activity; RNA polymerase II CTD heptapeptide repeat kinase activity; ATP binding. The coding region runs from base 119 to 1678 and encodes 519 amino acids. The record is from RefSeq and is a predicted model, not a curated record. NCBI's taxonomy places the organism in Eukaryota, Metazoa, Echinodermata, Echinoidea, Temnopleuroida, Toxopneustidae. Gene Ontology annotation, biological process: protein phosphorylation.
AGAAACCGGCCGACGACUGACCUGUCUUCCUCCUCUUGUCUUGGCUCUUGACAGGUUCAGGCUUACUUUUUGGUUGUUGUUGACUCUCAGUAGCCACAUUUGGCUGUAUUAGAUAGGAAUGGACUACGAAUUCAAGCAGCAGACCUCUCAGGUGCGGGAGUCCGUGGAAGACCUCUUCGACUUCGAGGGGUGCAAAGUUGGCAGGGGAACUUACGGGCAUGUCUACAAGGCCACCACCAAGAAAGAACCCAAGAAGGAAUAUGCCCUGAAGCAGAUAGAAGGCACAGGAAUAUCCAUGUCUGCAUGUAGGGAAGUAGCUUUACUCAGGGAAUUACGUCAUCCGAAUGUGAUCUGUCUACGAAGGGUCUUCCUCUCUCACAGCGAUAGAAAGGUGUACCUGCUUUGUGACUUCUCAGAACAUGACCUAUGGCAUAUCAUCAAGUACCAUCGGGCAAACAAAGCAAGCAAGAAGGGUCCUACAUCAGUGCCGCCCAUCAUGGUCAAGUCUCUCCUCUAUCAGAUCCUUGACGGAAUCCAUUAUCUUCAUUCUAACUGGGUGUUACAUCGGGAUCUUAAACCAGCUAAUAUUCUUGUAAUGGGUGAAGGUCCUGAGAGAGGAAGAGUAAAAAUAGCUGACAUGGGUUUUGCAAGGUUAUUCAACUCGCCUCUCAAACCCUUAGCCGACCUUGACCCCGUGGUGGUGACCUUCUGGUACAGAGCACCAGAGCUUCUACUAGGGGCCAGGCACUACACAAAAGCAAUAGAUAUAUGGGCCAUAGGCUGUAUAUUUGCAGAAUUACUAACUUCUGAACCCAUCUUCCACUGCCGUCAAGAAGAUAUUAAAACCAGCAACCCUUAUCAUCACGAUCAACUAGACAGAAUAUUCAAUGUCAUGGGCUUCCCUCAAGAGAAAGAUUGGGAGGAUAUCAAGAAGAUGCCUGAACACGGUAAUUUGAUGAAAGAUUUCAGAAGAUCAAAUUAUGCCAGCUGCUGUUUGCCUAAAUACAUGGACAAACACAAGGUGCCCAAGGACAGCAAAGCAUUCCAACUGUUAUCGAAGCUUCUUACCAUGGACCCCACCAAAAGGAUGACAUCGGAGCAAGCUAUGGAAGACCAGUACUUCAAAGAACAACCACAACACACGGCAGAUGUGUUUGAUGGGAAACCGAUCCCUUACCCUAAAAGAGAAUUUCUCACUGACGAUGACAACGAUGACAAGUCAGACAACAAUAAGAAAUCGUCCUCCAGCCGCAACUCUACCCACCGACAGCGUGUCGCUACCUCCAUGGCGGGCUCCACCUCACAGCAAGGAAGUACGGGGGGAUCUUCAAGCCACGCCCAGGGAGCGAAGCGGCUGAGGGUAGCACCAACCAACACCUCCAGCCAUGGGGGAGCUCAGGCAGGGAUCAUGCCCCAGGAAUACCAGCAACAACAGAGAAUGUCUGGUUAUCAAGGGGGUAACACGACACAAGGAGGGCAGUCUCAGAACAACAAACCUCAACAAGGAAUGAUGUACUCCUCAUCCGGAUCGCAUCACUCCAAUAAGAUGCAGCACGGCCAGCACCACCAACAUCAGCAGCAACAACAACAGCAGCAGCACCACCCGCAACAUCAUCAACCACACCAUCAACAUCAGCAACCGCAUCAUCAAGGACACAACCAACAACGGCAUUAUUGAAGUUAACUUUGAAGGCAUCUAUAGAACACUAAAUUUUUUUGUAACUUCUGAAGGUUUCCAUGAUGAAGAAGAAUAGUGUAGUAGGUUUCAUGGUACACCAUGUAUCUUUCUUGGGCAAUUGAUGGUCCUAAAAAGGACCACCCAAUCUUGAUGUUUCGACAAGUGUGUUCUUGUCGUCCUCAGGAGAAUUUUUUUCUCACUUAAUUGAUGGUGUUGCUCUGAAAAAUAGUGCAGCACACAGAGCUUACCUUAAGAACAGCAGCAACAAAAUCAACAACCUCAUCAUCAAGGACACACCCAGCAAUGGCAUUAUUGAAGUUAUAGAAAACUUGAUAUUUUUUCUUGCUGUAGCUCUGCAAAAUGGUACAACACGUGUAUGCCUUCUUCAGAACAGCAGCAGCAUCAGCAACAUCAUCAACCACAUCAUCAAGACAUCAACAACUGCACCAUCAUAGAAACAACAAACAAAGGCAUUAUUAAUGUUAGCUUUGAAGGAAUCAGUGCAAAGACAGUGAUGUUUUACUUGGGUUGGUGAUGUUGCUCUCCAAAGUGGUGCAAUGCAUGGAGGUCAUCUUCAGAACAGCAGCAACAUCAUCAUUGAUAAAGAUAUCAGCUCCAUUGCCUAUAGGAACUAGAAGGUUCUAGACUGUUAGCAAACUUGAGGCCGGACAUUAUGGCCCGAAUUCACAAAGGUGGUUUAAAAACCCACGGUUGAGUCCAUGGUUUAUGCAGAUUUCCUGUAUAAAUUACGCUUAAUUUAGCGCAUAUCGGGUGCGUGUAUGAAACGUGUCCAAUGAUGAUGCGCGCUUUUGUCUUAGUG